Cicer arietinum (chickpea) is the source of this 1672-nucleotide messenger RNA. RefSeq names its product IAA-amino acid hydrolase ILR1-like 4. Lineage: Eukaryota; Viridiplantae; Streptophyta; Magnoliopsida; Fabales; Fabaceae. Gene Ontology annotation, molecular function: IAA-Ala conjugate hydrolase activity. Gene Ontology annotation, biological process: auxin metabolic process. Gene Ontology annotation, cellular component: endoplasmic reticulum. The record is from RefSeq and is a predicted model, not a curated record.
AACCUACCACUUAACCGCAUGAUGGACAAAAUUAAUCAUAUGAGAGUUAUUCUCUUAGUACUCUUCUUGUUCCACUCCACAUGUUUAUCUUUCACUUUUCAACACAACAACAAUGAAUCUUCAAACCAAACAUCUUCACUGAAAAAUCAGAUUCUAGAGCUAGCUAACACACCGAACAUGUUGAAAUGGAUGAAGAGUAUAAGAAGAGAAAUCCAUGAGUACCCUGAACUUGCAUAUGAAGAAUUCAAGACAAGUUCUGUCAUAAGGCGUGAGCUUGAUAAACUUGGUGUUGUUUAUCAAUGGCCUGUUGCUAAGACUGGUGUUGUAGCUAAAAUUGGUUCUGGUUUUCCUCCUUUUGUUGCUCUUAGAGCUGACAUGGAUGCUUUGCCUAUUCAGGAGCUGGUUGAUUGGGAUCAUAAGAGCAAAGUUGAUGGAAAAAUGCAUGCUUGUGCGCACGAUGCACAUAGCGCAAUGCUUCUUGGGGGUGCAAAGAUACUGCAAGAAAUGAAAGACAAGUUAAAGGCUACUGUCGUUCUUAUAUUCCAACCAGCUGAGGAAAGAGGUGUAGGUGCGAAAGACAUGGUUGCAGAAAAUGUGCUUGAUGAUGUAGAGGCUAUUUUUGGAUUGCACUUAAUGCCCGAAUAUCCAUUAGGUGUUGUUGCAACCCGGCCGGGAGAGUUUUUAGCAGGAUGUGGAAGCUUCAACGCGAAGAUCAACUGUGGGAAAGUAGGUUUAGAAGGAAUUUCUCAGCGUUAUCUUGAUCCAGUGUUGGCCGCUUCAGCAUCAGUGAUUAGCUUGCAAAACAUUGUUUCGAGGGAAAUGGAUCCUUUAGAAUCACAGGUGGUUUCUGUGUCAGUGAUCAAUGCAGGGUCUGAUCACAACGUUAUUCCGGAUUCAGUUACAUUUGGAGGUACUUAUCGAACAUUCAACCCAAAGAGCUUCAUUGCACUAAGGAAAAGGAUAGGAGAGGUUAUAAAAGGGCAAGUAGAAGUGCAUAGGUGCUCCGCGGAGGUCGAAUUCUUCGGUAGAGAACAACCAACAGUUCCUCCAAUUACAAAUGAUGAGAGAAUAUACAAAAUAGCAAGGCAAGCAUCAAGCAUGAUUGUUGGAGAAGAAAACAUAAAAUUAGCCCCAACCUUGACAGGGAGUGAAGAUUUUGCAUAUUACAUGGAAAAAGUGCCUGGUGCAUUUAUCCUAUUGGGGAUAAAAAAUGAGGAGACUGGAUCCAUACAUCCAGGUCAUAGUCCUCACUUUUUCAUUGAUGAAGAUGUGCUUCCUAUUGGUGCUGCAAUACAUGCAGCAUUUGCUCUUUCAUAUAAUUCACACUCCACAACUUCUUAACUUCAAUCACUCUUAUCUACCACAUAUAUAUAUGGCAAAAUUUGAUAUGAGCCAUCCGAGGUGAAAUUAUUACAGAUGAUUGCACAAAUAAUUUCAAAGCGGAGUGUGGGCUCAUUAAGCUUUAGGUACAAUUUGUCUCUAACAGUUUAUGCAAACUGGAUGAAAUAGUGAACCAUGAAUUCCUUUAAGAAAUUUUUGAAGUAAAUUGCACUAUCAUUUCAAGCUCCAAUGUUUUUGACUGUAGACUAAAUUAUUAUUAUAGGGCCAUUUUUAGUUUGUUAAAUCUUGUGUUACAAAUAAUUUCAAUGUAUUUGAGUACAGGUUAAACUUU